Molecule: messenger RNA, 827 nt
Organism: Dacryopinax primogenitus
Lineage: Eukaryota; Fungi; Basidiomycota; Dacrymycetes; Dacrymycetales; Dacrymycetaceae
Exons: 4
Coding region: 29-511 (160 amino acids)
Biological process (GO): translation
Cellular component (GO): ribosome; cytosolic large ribosomal subunit
Molecular function (GO): structural constituent of ribosome
Source: RefSeq, a predicted model, not a curated record
UCCUCGCCAUCCACUAACUUAGACAACCAUGCCUCACUCUUUUGGUUACCGCGCGCGUACGCGCCAUAUGUUCAAGAAGGGGUUCAAGGACCAUGGCCGGGUCAAGCUGUCGACGUACAUGAUCAACUACAAAGUUGGCGACAUUGUCGAUAUCAAGGCCAACUCCGCUGUGCAGAAGGGUAUGCCGCACAAGUACUACCACGGGAAGACUGGCAUUGUGUAUAAUGUCACUCCCCGUGGUGUCGGUGUCAUCGUCAACAAGAUCGUUGGCAACCGGUACCUAGAGAAGCGCGUGAACCUGCGUAUAGAACACGUGAAGCACUCCAAGUGCCGCCAGGAGUUCGUCGACCGGGUGAAGCGCAAUGCGGCGCUCAAGAAAGAGGCGAAGGAGAAGGGCGAGACUAUCACCCUCAAGCGUGUGCCCGCAUUACCCCGUGAGGCACACCACGUACCCAGCGUUGGCGUUCUCCCACAGACGAUCGUCCCCCUGCCGUACGAGACAACGAUCUGAGCGUGGUCGGGAUUUGCGUUCGUGGUUCAGAGGUGUUGGGAGCUGGAAGAUUUGCUGCGGCCGAGAGUUGUUUCACUAUGGAGGUCGUCGAGCUGGGGCAUACGAUAUGUCUAUGUUCUGCAUGCUCAAUAAAACACGACUUCAUGCCCAAUCUCUUACGAUUCGUGGAUUGACUGGGUUUGCACAGGUGCAUCUUGCAGGGUCCCAUGUUGUAUGAUGAAAGGGAUUAGCCCGUAACAUUACGCAUCUACCAAGCUCCUUAGGCGAGUUCUCACAACUACGCGUCCACAUCACGCUACGAAUCCAUAUGAUACAU